AUGCUUUUGGGAGGGAAUUUAGGAUUUUGGUGCAGUGUGGUUGCGGUGGUUUUCGCGUGGCUCGUGGGCCGCUGGAAAUGGCGUUGCGCGGCCGCACGGGGGGAGGAGAUCAAGCGGCUCAUGAUGUUGGCCUCGGAAGAGACAGCUCGGGCUGAGCUUGAAGCAGUCUCGGGCUACAGAAGCUAUGGUCCAGCCCUGGCGGCUGAGCCUGUGGUUGAGGGACCUGUUGCUGGGCCGAGCUCAUCUCUGGGCGGCCGGAAAUUGCAGUAUCAAUGCGAAGUUUGCUUUAGUCCAACCACAACGCGUUGCAAGAAGUGUAAAUCUACUCAUUACUGCUCUAGAAAUUGCCAAAUACUUCACUGGCGGAAAGGCCACAAGGACGAAUGCCACUCGAUCACCACUCGCCAGAACACUGUUUUAGAUGCUCAUCCUUGUGUUAAGGAAUUUAAGCAAGACAAGAUUGAAAACGGUCUAAAUGGGACUCAUGUAUUGCAUAGUACCAGACCACUUAAAUCAUCCUCUGAGAAAUGUGAAUUUUCAAAUCCUACUCUAUGCAUACCUGGUGAGGGUAAUGUUAUUUUUGAUUCCACAACUGAAGGUGCCUGUGACAAAACUGAAAAUAAUGUAAAAUCAUCCAUUCACCUUUGUGAUGAAAGCCUUUCUUUCACUGUCUCGACUGACUUACCUGCUGCCUCAUAUAUUAAUUCAAAGGGUGGUUAUAAAUAUCAAGCAGGGACAAAAAAGCUAUUGUCCGAACAACCUAGUUCACUCAAUCCUGAACAUACCGCAGAUGCUUCCAUUGUCUCAAAUCAGGUUAAGUCUGGUUGUAUCGAAAGAGAUGUAAAGUCAGAAUCUUCAAGUUCGUUGGGCUGCAGUGCCUUCGAUUCCGAGGAACAUCUUUCCGAACCUUCUACACUCUCUGAUUUCUGGGCUGGAGCAAUCGAGAGGAGAAAACCUAACAUCAAUGCAGUUGAGUUUGAUGAUGUUAAAAAGUUAAGUUCCCGACUCCCAUUUCCACCAUCUUCAACUAAUUUUCAUGCCAAAAAUUUGGGUUCUGGUAUGAAAGGAGUCCAGGGAGUUGGUCCUCAUCCAAAUAAGACCCUCGGGAAGUCAGACACAUUAUCAGAAGUGAAUGAAAAUGGUUUGAAGUUCAAAGAAUCACUGGCUUCGAGUGGCAACGUGUCUGGCCAAAAUGACAUUACCUAUAGUUCAAAAGAAGAAUCUAUACCGUCCCCUUCUAAUGCUAAGGGCUUAUCUAAGGAGAGGUGUAUACCAAGUAAAAACAUCAACAGUAUCCACAACUUGCUGUCUGUGGGACCAAAGGUGGUGGGCCUUGAAGCUGGCGGAGCAAACUAUUCGAGUCCUGUGAAAAGUCAACAUAAUGAUUUUAUGAGAUGUAAAUCUUCUGAAACUCAUUUGCCUUCUGGUGACGUUACCAAGAAGUCCGCUACUAUUACAGAUGCACAAUCAAUGGAAAAUGUGCACACUCGUGAAGAUGAUUCUUGCCCUUUGGAUAGAGGUGAUUAUGUACGUGUUGUGGCAAGUGGAACUAAACAUUCAUCGUCAAGAAGAGUUGUGGAUGAGCUCAGGCAUUCUAAUUUUGGCAGGAUUGGCUCUUUAGGUGCUGGGGGUGGGAUUUUUGGGAGAUAUGAGGGCUUGUUUCCAUACGAUCUUUUUGUAAAGCUUUACCAUUGGAGCGAGGUUGGGUUACGCCCAUGUGGACUCAAAAAUUGUGGGAACAGCUGUUAUGCCAAUGCUGUUCUCCAGUGUUUGGCAUUGACUCCGCCACUCACAGCCUAUUUUCUCCAAGGACUUCAUGGCGUAACUUGUCAUAAUAAGGAAUGGUGCUUCAGCUGUGAGUUGGAGGCAUUAGUUAAGAAGGCCAAGGAAGGCAAUUAUCCUUUGUCACCUGCCCGCUUGAUGUCCCAAAUGCAUCAUGGUAGGGAGGAAGAUGCUCACGAGUUUCUGAGAUACGCAAUCGAUGUCAUGCAAAUUGUUUGCUUAAAGGAUGCUGGCAUUAAUGCCCCGGCCCCUUUAGAUGAGGACACCACCUUAUUGGGGUUAACGUUUGGGGGCUACCUCCAGUCAAAGAUAGAAUGCAUGAGGUGCGGGGCCAAAUCCAAGCAGCACGAGAGAAUGAUGGACCUCACACUUGAGAUAGGAGGAGAGAUAGGAUCUCUAGAAGAUGCACUGCGUCAGUUCACUCGUUCGGAGAUUCUAGAUGGUGAAAACAAGUACCAUUGUGGCAGAUGCAAGUCGUAUGAGAAGGCGAAAAAGAGGCUGAGAGUAACGGAGGCGCCUAAUGUCCUCACCAUUGCUCUUAAGAGAUUUCAGUCGGGUGAAUUUGGGAAAUUGAACAAGUCUGUUAAGUUUCCAGAGGUCUUGAAUUUAGCUCCAUACAUGAGGGGCACAAGUGAUAAGUCCCCAAUUUACCAACUUUAUGGAGCAGUGAUUCACUUAGAUGUCAAGAACGCGACUUUUACUGGUCAUUACAUGUCUUACGUGAAAAAUAAUAAAGGAAGCUGGUUCAAGGCUGAUGACAGUUUGGUGCAAGCUGUGGAGGUUGAGAGGGUUUUAUCCAACGAUGCAUACAUGCUUUUCUAUGCAAGCCACCACCACAAAGCUUUGCACAUCCAGACGGGCUCAGAAGAUGAAAACCUGACCGAGCACUCCUUCUUCUCCGACACAGGGUCCCGCAGCAGCUCAACAAGCACUGUUGAUUCUUUUUCUGGGAUGAAUUCUCCCUCCUCUUCGUCAUCCCUCUCGUCCCCAGUUCGUGUGAGGCAUUCGUUACUGGCUGAUUUGGACCGCUACUCUUCAGAUGCCGAGGCUGAUGCGGGCUGUUCUAAAAUAAAUGGGGAUGGGUUCUGGGCCGGGCCUGGUAUCCGCAGGCCAACCAAGGAAUUCACUUGUAGGAAUAGUUGUGUUAACUUUGACUCCGGUAGAUUAGUGAGAAAGGAGUCUGGCGGUGAUAGUAAAUUUAAUGGCAUUCAUGUGAGAAGAUGA
Messenger RNA from Striga hermonthica, 3006 nucleotides. NCBI's taxonomy places the organism in Eukaryota, Viridiplantae, Streptophyta, Magnoliopsida, Lamiales, Orobanchaceae. The record is from the annotation of a GenBank genome assembly.